Messenger RNA from Schistocerca piceifrons (Central American locust), 3156 nucleotides. It is a transcript of the gene twin, whose product is annotated as CCR4-NOT transcription complex subunit 6-like. NCBI's taxonomy places the organism in Eukaryota, Metazoa, Arthropoda, Insecta, Orthoptera, Acrididae. The record is from RefSeq and is a predicted model, not a curated record. Gene Ontology annotation, molecular function: poly(A)-specific ribonuclease activity. Gene Ontology annotation, cellular component: cytoplasm; nucleus; CCR4-NOT complex. The coding region runs from base 97 to 1176 and encodes 359 amino acids. The transcript has 8 exons. Gene Ontology annotation, biological process: nuclear-transcribed mRNA poly(A) tail shortening.
UGUUCUGUUGCAGUGACAGCGACGCAGCCGCCGCAGAGGCCGUGGAUCCCGCUUACGAGGCCAAACCGCAACAGGCCGACAUGCAUCUUCACGGUGAUGUGCUACAACGUGCUGUGCGACAAGUACGCGACGCGCCAGAUGUACGGCUACUGCCCCAGCUGGGCGCUCGAGUGGGAGUACCGCAAGAAGGGCAUCCUGGACGAGAUCCGCCACUACUCUGCCGACAUCAUCAGCCUGCAGGAAGUGGAGACAAACCAGUUCUACAGCUUCUUCCUGCCACAACUCAAGAUGGAUGGCUACGACGGCAUCUUCUCACCCAAGUCGCGUGCCAAGACCAUGACAGAGAACGAACGCAAGUUCGUCGACGGCUGCGCCAUCUUCUACCGCACUGCCAAAUUUACCUUGAUAAAGGAGCACUUGGUGGAAUUCACGCAGCUGGCAAUGGCCAAUGCGGAGGGCUCAGACAACAUGCUGAACCGUGUCAUGCCAAAAGACAACAUUGGACUAGCAGCCCUUCUGCACACCAAGGAGGCUGCCUGGGACAAUGGUUUGCCACCAGACCCCAGUCAGUUCCAUCAGCCUAUAUUAGUAUGCACAGCCCACAUACAUUGGGAUCCUGAAUUUUGUGAUGUAAAGUUGAUCCAGACAAUGAUGUUGUCAAAUGAACUCCGCAGUAUCCUGGAGGAUGCCAGCCACAGCUUCAGGCCUGGACACAAACCUGAUCCAAGCAGCAUACAGUUACUGUUGUGUGGAGAUUUUAACUCUCUUCCAGACUCUGGUGUGAUUGAAUUCCUGACAUCUGGAAGAGUUCCUGCUGAUCACAAGGAUUUCAAGUCACUUGCAUACAAAGCUUGCCUGCAGAAGAUUUCUGGCUGUGAAAAACCAAAUGAAUUCACACAUUCCUUCAAACUUGCUUCCGCAUACAGUGAAGAUAUUAUGCCCUUUACAAAUUACACGUUUGAUUUCAAAGGAAUCAUUGACUACAUUUUCUACUCGAAGCAGAGCAUGACACCGUUGGGCCUGCUUGGUCCUCUUGCUCCUGAGUGGUUGAGAGACAACAAGGUCGUUGGUUGUCCACAUCCACAUGUACCAUCAGAUCACUUUCCACUGCUGGUGGAGCUCGAGAUGAUCCCAACUGUGCCUCCCUCAUCAAACGGCCUGAUCUCGCACAGGUAGCAGCAGCCCAGAGUGGUUCCUGCAGGAAGCACUGCCAGUUUGCGGAAGCAACCCCAGAGACUGUGAACCCGUCUUUCAUCUCAUGCUGCCCAAAAAGCUGGAAUGAGGCAGCUUUACUUUUAUUGAGCAAGGCAACUCCUUAGGCUGCCAUAUUUUUGAAACUUUAGUUUUAACGUAGAUUCAGUUGACAUUGGCAUGGAAUGUUUGCUACAACCACAAUUCAUUAUAAUUAGAUAUAGUGCCCUUCCAUUCCUCAAAUGAGAUUUAAAUUUUCACUACUUCAAACACUGGUAAAGUGUUUUGUGUUCCCAAAAAUUGCUUUGAUUGUUAUUUAAAAUAUAAUGUGUACUUUGGACCUUCGUGUUCAACUUCUGUCUGGCACCUCUUUGUCUCUUACAGCUGCCCAUUCACUUCAGUUUUCAUGAAGUAGUGUAACUCUUACCAAAGUUUCUUAUAUGUGCAGCCUUAAAUCAUCCGUCAUGUGAAAAUCAAUGUAGUAUAUGAUAGUAUUCAUACAGACAGAUUUUUUAGAGUUGUAUUUGAGAAUCUAUGUGGUUGCAUAGUUGAGAUGUAACUGUGACUGAGUCAUCAGAUGAAUAAAACCCUUUGGGUAUCAUGUUGCUCAUCUAUAGGAGGUUUUAAAAAUGAAUGUGGAUAUGUAAGGUGAAAUGGAAGUUUUUACAUAAACAGUGAUUUCAGUAAGUGUGAGAAUGAGUAUCCUAUGAAGUUCGUUUAAUUUGUAAACCACAGAAUUAACAAGCAUUAUACCUAUCCUCCCAUGUCCUGUUCCUCUAUCCACACCCCUCUUACCACUGCCCCCUUUUAUUGUUGCUUGUCUGUUGUCUAAAAGUUUGCUUUGAGCUUGUGCAAUAGUGGUUGACAUUGAAGAUGACUUUCCUUGAUGUCAGCUAAUUAGCACAUUGGCUGGUAUAAGUUGAGUCUUGUUUUAUAAACAGUGUUAUUUCCUCUCCUAUACUGUUGUAUGAUAUGUCCAAUUAAAUUUUUCAUUUCAUUUUACAUUUCAGUGAGCAAUGUUUUAUGUACAUUUUUUUGUGUAAUGAGAGAUAAUGUCACAGUUAUUUUUAGAUGGCUUUAUUCCUUUUAAGUUUGCAUAUUUGAUAUUUAUGCUACAGUGUUGACUGUGAAGUAUGUGCUUCCUAAUUUAUUAAUUUGAUAAAGCAUAGGCAUUGAAUAUGUCUUAAUAGGAAAUAUUAGAUACUGUGACAUUUGCUCUCUGUAUGCCUGCAGCAUGAGCACAAAGUAUAUAUUGUAUUAUUAAAUUUUAGUUUGAUCUCAGUGUACUAAAGACAGAUACAAUGAGUUGCUAUGAAUGUUGGAACUAUUUUAUGCUUGUUUAGGUUAUUAGAGAUAAAUUAUUACUUUUGUCAUGUUUACAUUCUCAUAAAAUGUAAAUUUGAUUACUUAAUGGAUCCACCAUCAUAGGAAACAUUUUUCACCUAACAUAUCAAUAAAUGUGUCUGCUGAAGGCAAGUUGGUGAUGAAAGAAACUUUGUAUGAUGUAUCUUGCAACUGUAUAUCAUUAAUGAUUAUGGCAGUUACAAAGCAGAUCGAAGUUAAUUUUUCUAUUUUGAAUAUAAAUUUCUGGAAUGAUGUCAAUAGUUAUGACAAAACAUGUACACUAUGUCACAUUGUAUUGGGAUAACAGUUUUGUAUACAAUUUAAUUUUUGAAGUUUUUCUUCUGUUUACAUUAAUGUCAUAUGUAUAAUGAAGUGAAUGUUUGUUUGAGCAUUGUCCAACAGUGUCUUUGCAUGACUUUCUUUGUUUGGAUAGUAUUUGUUAAAAUCCAUAGUAUCUGUAGUGUGAACAUCCCAUACGGAACUGUUUACUUACUGUAUACAUUUUUAUGGGGUAUUCACUGUGUGUUCUGAUACUAACUGGCCAAGAAUGCUUAUGAUGAUAAAUGUUCUACGAAUUGCAAAAAGAAAGAAAAAAAAAGAAUUGAUGAUAUUUUUGUGUCA